CGGAAACGGAAAUGUCUCGCUGUGUCAUAUUGGGGUUGUGAAUGAAACCAUAGAUAUAUAUAAAGCCUUUAUAUAUAUAUAUAUAUAUAUAUAUAUAUAUAUAUAUCUAUGAAUGAAACGAGCUAACAGCCAUUCGCCUGGGUCCUGUUAGCUUAGCCUUGAUCCUGUUAGCUUAGCUUAGAUCCUGUUAGUCUGGAUCCGGUUAGCCUGAGUUGUUUUCAGCCCGGCUGACGGCUCUCAUGUAGCCGCUUUCUACACACAUCUGCCGGUAAAUGAAAUCAAAGUUAUUUAGGCUAUUUAGGUUAUUUACGGUUAUUUGGGUUAUUUACGGUUUUAUCUGAUGCGUUAACACAGCGGCAUGUUGCAUUCAGAAGGUUCAGGAAAGUCAGAAAUCCCUGAAACCUGUUUAUAAGACUAAACAUAGUAAUUUCUAAUGUAAUUCAUUAAUAAAACAGUGUAAAGGUUUUAAUACAGGCUGUACUUUUCGUACUUUAACAACCUUAUAUUCUUUCUGUUAAAAUGAAAGUGUUCAGGAUCUGGUCCACAGAGCGGCACAUUUAAAACAUGAAGAUUUUCAUUUGAACAGUGUUUCCUCAAACGUCUCACCUGUCGCUUUAAGGCGACGUCAUCACAGCUGUCCAAUCAGCACCAGCCAAACAGUGAAGCACUAUCCAUAAAGGCUCCUGUAGAAAGUUCUGAUUCAGACGGUUCCUCGUGUUCCUGUCGAUGCUCUGGAGCCGUGGGCCUGCUGCUGCUUCAGAGGAUGAUCCAGUUCGUGCUGAUGGUGAACCGGCAGGGUCAGACCCGACUGUCCCGGUACUACCAGCCCGUGGAGCUGACCAGGAGGGCGGCGCUAGAGGCUGACGUGGUGCGAUGCUGCCUGAGCCGCAGGAAGGAGCAGUGCUCGUUCGUGGAGUACAAGGACUUCAAACUGGUUUACCGCCAGUACGCGGCUCUGUACAUCGUGGUCGCUGUCACGGACGCAGAGAACGAGCUCUCCGUCUACGAGCUGGUCCACAACUUUGUGGAGGUUCUGGAUAAAUACUUUAGUCGAGUGAGUGAACUGGACAUCAUGUUCAACCUGGACCGAGUCCACGUCAUCCUGGACGAGAUGAUCCAGAACGGACACAUCGUGGAGACCAACAAGGGCCGGAUCCUGGCGCCGCUCACCGCCCUCGACAAGAUGGCCGACAGCUGAGACGCCACACCACAGCCUGGAUAAAGAUGAGCAUGUGUUUCCACCUCAGGCUGUGACCAAACCAAACAUUGACAAUCAUUGGUCCAUGUCUCAUCUGCUAACAUGGAGGAGCUGCAGUCUGGGACCUGUGCUGCUCACAGCCACCAGGGGGCGAUCCAGAUGAUUGGGCUUCCCUCUUUGGGAACAGCCAUGUUGUCCAUCUUCAUCUACAGUCUGUGCUCUGGUCGUUUCAUGUCAUGAACUUCUCUGGAGAUCAGAGGACUCUGAUGUAAACACAUUGAACUGCAGGGAAUCGAACCUACGAUGAUUCACUCUGAAUUAAAAAUGUGCUGAUCUUGAUCUUUUGUCAAUAAAUCAGACUCUGACCUGAGGAUCAUCAGUUCACGUCAAACCCAGAAGGUGAAGUGAUAAAUCUCAGGAAGGAGUUUUCUGUUUCACACGUUGAGUUCAGGGUGCGGUCCGAGCGUCGGAAAGACGAAGGUUCCCUCCACAAACUACAGGACUCCAUCUUUACUUCAUACUUUGCAAACAUUUUAAUGAUUAUUUUUUUGGAGCAUACACAUUUGAAAAUAUCUGUUUACCUCAAACUGCAACUUGAGUUAAAUAAAUGUUUAUAAUAUACAAAGAAAAUACAGGAGAGCAGAGCUGACACGUUGUCUUCUCUUUCCAUGUGCCUCGCACACGACCAGUGUUUCUGUCUCUACAGCUUCAUCAUAAAAGAAAACACCAAAUGCACUCUGACCCCUACAGCCGGCCAGGAACAACCCCAAAACUGUCACACACACGCACACACACACACAAAACAAAAAGCAAAAGAACAAAAAAAUAAAAACAGAAACGGGGCGGUGAUUGUUUGGAGGAGGAACUGAAAACUGAAGCUACGAGGAGGAAGGUCAGCACACACACACACAGCA
Messenger RNA from Platichthys flesus (European flounder), 2112 nucleotides. It is a transcript of the gene ap4s1, whose product is annotated as adaptor related protein complex 4 subunit sigma 1. The coding region runs from base 764 to 1198 and encodes 144 amino acids. The record is from RefSeq and is a predicted model, not a curated record. The transcript is spliced from 6 exons. Gene Ontology annotation, biological process: vesicle-mediated transport; protein transport. NCBI's taxonomy places the organism in Eukaryota, Metazoa, Chordata, Actinopteri, Pleuronectiformes, Pleuronectidae. Gene Ontology annotation, cellular component: intracellular membrane-bounded organelle.